CGCUUAAAGGGGGAACUUGAGUAGCUGCGGACGCCUAGAGGAAGCGGCUUCCUAGGGCUCCGCAUUGUCUUUGACGGUCCUUGGAGGGAUAAAAACAGUGUGGCGUGGGCACAAAGAGGAUGGGCAGUGUUAGGUUGGUGCCACUGGAGAGGACGGUGUCCAGAAGUCUGUGUAGAAAGAGCAGUACCAGGAUGAAGACUCAUUCAGGAAACAAAGAGGUGCUCCAGGGGAGGGUACGAUGCCCACGACGGGGACCGCAAUGCAAGGAGGUAGCACCUGGAAAGAGGGCACCGAGAGCUGUCGCCGCCUCCCAGUGAAAGGCCAGUGCCGGGUGAAGGCGCGCUAGAUCAGUGUCCAGAAGAGGGUAGUAUAGUGGGGUGACAGGCAGUACCAAGUUCAAUUGGCAGCGUCCGAGGGGAUCAGAGUGUGAGGUUAGUGCCAAGCAGGGCCAAGGGAAGACGCGAGUGUUGAGGUGAAGCCCCAGGGGAGGGCACAAAGCGGGCUUUCCUUUCCCUGAGAGUGACAUCAUGGCAAAUUCCCAAACCGGACGGACCCGACUCGGGUGACGUCUAGCUGGUCAGAGCCAGCUCGGACCAGCGUGGGGGACUUUGGUGGCAGUCCGAGGGGCUGGGCACUACGUCCCGCUGGGCGGGCGCUCCGCGGGCGGGGCUCUGCUCCACCCGCCUGCUGCACGGACUGUGCCCUCCGCCGGCUUGCGGACCGCAGGGCAGGGCUCGUCCCGGGCUGGGUCAAGGAUCAAGGUUCCUGGCUGGGUUAGGCCCCCAGGCUUUGCAAGCUUCGGGAUCCGGGAUCUGAAGAGGGCGCCGUAGAGCCGGUCGCAGCGCGGUACCCGCCGGGGGUGGGACCUAGUUUGUCCCCGCCUUGGGCGGAGUCACCGGGCUUUGAGACUCGCCCACCAGGCCCGAGCAGCUCCGAGGUGGCCUUUCCCGGCGGAAGUUCAGGAGCCCCGAGGGGGGAGGCAGCGGAAGUGGCCGUGGUCCUGCAGCCUGUGCGCAUGCGCCCCCUGCCCGGUUGCCGCUUUUGGGGCGGUACUCUGCCCUGUCUUCUUUUCUCCACGUGAGGGGGUGCGCGAAUUCCCAGUGGUGGCCGCGCGCUCCGCACCUCUGCAGCUCUCGUGCCCCUUACGAUGGCGGGCAUCCUGUUCGAGGAUAUUUUUGAUGUGAAAGACAUUGAUCCAGAAGGCAAGAAGUUUGACCGAGUAUCUCGGCUGCACUGUGAGAGUGAGUCUUUCAAGAUGGACCUCAUCUUAGAUGUCAACAUUCAGAUUUACCCCGUGGACUUGGGUGACAAGUUCCGGCUGGUCAUAGCUAGUACUUUGUAUGAGGAUGGUACCUUGGAUGAUGGCGAAUACAACCCCACAGAUGACAGGCCUUCCAGGGCUGACCAGUUUGAAUAUGUAAUGUAUGGGAAAGUGUACAGGAUUGAGGGGGACGAGACCUCAACCGAAGCAGCAACACGUCUCUCUGCAUAUGUGUCCUAUGGGGGCCUGCUCAUGAGACUUCAGGGUGAUGCCAACAACCUACAUGGAUUUGAGGUGGAUUCCAGAGUGUAUCUGCUGAUGAAGAAGCUGGCAUUCUGAACCUCGUGGGAAACCAGCCGUGCUGCUUUGUCACUCAAGUCGUGGACGUUGUUCAACCCUGAGUAGAAGCUGGCGGUGUUCGCCUUCAAAAGGACUGACUCUGUGUCCACUGUGGGUGCGUCUUCAGUCUGUCUGAAUUCGGUGGAAAACUCACUUGUCUGUGAAAAGCCAAGUGGGAGAGCUUAGCAUGAAUCUCAAGUUGUGUCUGUGUGUGUGUGUUUUUUAUUAAAGUUUACUUUUUCAGACUCUUUUCUGAAUUGGGAGUAGAGGCAUCCAGGGUUUUGCUUUUGCUGUGUAGCCCAGACUGGCCUUGAACUUGAUCCUCCUGCCACUGCCUUCUGAGUUUCUGGGAUUAUAUCACACCUGGUUUAUGCAAUGCUGGGUCUCAAAUCCGUAGGCCUUCUUUCUGUGUGCUACAAAGCAAUCUAAAUGAAUCCUCUGUUUCUCUCUCUCUCUCUCUGUGUGUGUGUGUGUGUGUGUGUGUGUGUGUACUUCUACCAUCUGGGGAUUGAAUUGAACCUUUCUUUUCUUCUUUUUUUUUUUUUUUGCCAGCCCCCCAGUUGUCUCUUGAUCUGGGUUUGUCACAGGAGCUGGUUGCCCUGCUGGGAUGCCUGGGGUGUUUCCUUCCCCAUCUUUAUUUUUAGUCUUUACAAGAGGUGUUAGAAACAGUGUUUAGAGAAAUGGGUUGAAAAUGAGUGGCCUCAGCAGGGAAGAGCAAAGAGGGUUUUUUUGUUUGUUUGUUUGUUUUUUAAACUUUCCACAGUAGGGUGUGUGUGAUACAUUGGGGGUUGGGAUGAAUCUUAAUAGAAUCUUUCAAUCAUCCCAUGGAGUCGGGUUUUUGAGGUGUUGAAAAAAGAUGGAUUAGAUUACAGUGGGAGGCCCUCAUCAGAAGUCGUGAUAGAAUGUCAAAGUAGACAGACUGUCCCUGCAAGGAAAAGGGAGACUUAAGUAGAAAUGUGCUUUGCUUAUAAGCCUUUAAAAACAUUUUUCAAACAUUU
This is a messenger RNA of Myodes glareolus (Bank vole), 2598 nucleotides long. NCBI's taxonomy places the organism in Eukaryota, Metazoa, Chordata, Mammalia, Rodentia, Cricetidae. The record is from RefSeq and is a predicted model, not a curated record.